This is a messenger RNA of Trichoderma harzianum CBS 226.95, 4929 nucleotides long. RefSeq lists its product as hypothetical. Gene Ontology annotation, cellular component: cytoplasm. Gene Ontology annotation, molecular function: phosphomevalonate kinase activity; FAD binding. The record is from RefSeq and is a predicted model, not a curated record. Gene Ontology annotation, biological process: cholesterol biosynthetic process. Bases 394 to 4764 code for a protein of 1456 amino acids. The transcript is spliced from 6 exons. NCBI's taxonomy places the organism in Eukaryota, Fungi, Ascomycota, Sordariomycetes, Hypocreales, Hypocreaceae.
GGCUACAGAUCUAGUAACUAUAAUUAUAACCUCUUCUAAACAUCUCUUUAAUAUAAUGAUUCAUUAUACAUAAGCCACGUUCAGUCAUGUGUAGGAUACAGUUGCAAGAUGAUACAUAUUGAAGAAUGAACUUGGUAUUAGUGAAUCAUGAGUGACUUUGUCAUAAUUUCGUCUCUACAACGCCCAAGCUAGAGAGAUUGGACAACUCUUGGAGAGGAAGGAGGUCCGUAAUGCAGUCUCCGGGACGACUUCCUAAGAGUAACACGAAAUUCACGUGGUGUUGCACAACUACUUGUAUUUCUCCCCCCUCUCGUAGCAACCAAUACAUCAUGCCUCCAUCACGAUUGUCAACAUCCGUACCAGUGCAAAAAAUCUCUCUCAAAGCAAACCAAAAUGGCCACUCUCGACGCUCUGAAGCGGGCUCUUAGACAAAAAGCUACUUCUCCGACGCAGCCCCUGUCCGACGAACAGUAUAGCGCUGGCUUUGACACCCUGCUCCAGGGCCCCGGAUGGAAGACAUACCAAGACUUUAUUUUUCCCCAGCUAUCCCAAGUGCUGACUCCUCUGCUCAACUCGCGAAUCCGCAUCUCGGUGUUGGAAAUAGGACCUGGCCCCAAGAGCGUGCUUGGUUAUCUGCCUGACGAUCAAAGACGCAAGAUCAACAAGUACGGUGCGUUCGAGCCAAACGACUUAUAUGCCACAGAAUUACAAGAAUGGCUGGAGACAGAAUCUCCGCUCCCCUGUCUGGAAAGCCUGCCCGACAUCCAUCGAGUGCCUUUUACUCUGGACAGCGCCGUCACUGAUGCAAAUGAUGGCCAAGAAAAGUUCGACGUCGUUCUCUUCUGCCACAGUAUGUAUGGAAUGAAACCCAAGCGCAGCUUCAUCGAACGAGCACUAGAAAUGCUUGCUGUGCAACCCGAAGGCGGGGUGGUGGUAGUCUUCCAUCGUAAUGCUGUGGACUUUGAUGGCCUAGUGUGCCAUAAAACGGCUUCAUUCCCUUCUGGAACCGUUUGUGUUGCAGAUGAUUAUAAGAUGCUGGAUAUCUUUUCCUCUUUCAUUGCGGGCUUUGUCAUGCAAGACAAAGACGCGGACGAGGCUGUCCACGUCGAAUGGCGUAAGGUGUGUCGCGACUUGGGUCGCCGUCAGGAAGCUCACCCAGGUCAUCUCUUCUUUAGUGCACCUGAAGUUAUGAUGGCAUUCAAUCAUCAUGCCACCAUGUUGCCGGAACUCACAGCGCAAGUGUCGUUGGUGAAAGAGGAGAGGAUUGUGAAGAACUGGGAGGCUCGAGCCCACCGUCCCGCUUCAAUUCUCAGGCCGACGAAGAUCCAACAUGUCCAAAAAUGUGUUCAAUGGGCUUUGAAGCACAGAGUUGGUUUGACUGUCAUCGGUGGAGGUCAUAGCGGCCACUGUCUUUGGCCCAACGUUGUCGCACUUGACAUGGAAGCUUUUGAUCAAGUACAUGUUCAGGGUCCUACAGAUAAUGGGAUAGAACCCGACUUUAAUUCUGGCUCCUUGAUUAUAGCCGGGGCCGGCUGCAAGACGGGAGAUAUCGUUCGUGCUGCCAUGGCGGCGAGUUUAACAGUGCCUCUCGGAGCUCGUCCAAGCGUUGGCGCUGGGUUAUGGUUACAAGGCGGCCUCGGGCAUCUGGCCAGACUUUAUGGUCUUGCAUGUGAUUCCAUUGUCGGUUUCAUAAUGGUGAGCGUUGAUUCGGCCCAGAUCCUGUGUGUUGGACAUGUACCAAAUGAAUAUUGGCCGACCAGUGGUGUCCGCCCGGAAAACGAAGCCGAAUUGCUAUGGGCAAUGAAAGGUGCUGGAAGCAACUUUGGCAUCGUGACGAGCGUCAUUUUUAAAGCGUAUCCGGCCCCAGUCUAUACAGUUCGAAACUGGAUUGUCUCACUGGAUGAUGACUUUGAAGCGCGGCGUAGACUCACCGAAUUUGAUAGGCUCAUCGCCAGCAAUCUUCCUCGAAACUGCUCUGCAGAUGCGUAUCUGUAUUCCGAUGCUGGACGGUUGCAGCUUGGCAUUACCAUGAUUGAAGCUUCUGCGACUAAGUCAGUCUCAGAAACCCCUACACUUGCUGAUACAAUUCUAGAGGCAGAAUGCACUCUCAAGGUCGUAGACAGCGUCGGCUUGUUUGACGCCGAGAUGUACGUGUCCGGAAUGCACGGAGGACAUGGAGGCGGCAAGACAUCCUCGUUCAAGCGGUGUCUUUUCUUGAAAGAUAUUGGAGCUGCAGACGUGUCUGCAAUCUUGGUAGCAGCUGUCGAGUCUCGUCCCACGACACUCUGCUAUCUUCAUCUGCUGCAGGGCGGAGGAGCGGUUGCCAAUAUGGUUCCCGACGCCACGGCUUUCGGUUGUCGUGACUGGGAGUUUGCCUGCGUUAUCACCGGCGUCUGGCCUCGUCACCAAGAUGGAACCGAAACUGCUCAAGCUACUGUACAAUGGGUUUAUCAUGUUGCCCGGACUCUGUUGCCCCUGGCUAGAGGAGUUUACGGUGCAGAUCUCGGACCGGACCCCAGAGAUGCGGAUCUAGCGGAGAAGGCUUUCGGUCCAAACCGGCCGCGCUUGGCUCGUCUCAAACGACAUGCAGACCCAUGUAAGGUCUUGAAUUAUGCCUGUCCGCUCCCAGAGGCGCCGAUAGAGCCAAAGCUCAUCGUUCUUGUCACGGGAGAACAUGGUGCCGGCAAGGACUAUUGUGCCGGCGUUUGGGCAUCCAUGUUCAAAACAAGCUCUCCCAACGCUAAGGCACGGGUAGUUAGUAUUAGUGAUGUGACCAAGCGGCAAUAUGCGGCAGCCACUGGUGCUGACUUGGACUCUCUACUCCAAGAUCGUGCCUACAAGGAGCAACACCAGCCAGCCUUGACGGCAUUUUUCCAAGAGCAAGUGCGGCAGCGACCCAAGCUGCCAGAAGAGCACUUUACGAAUGUAGUGCAUGGUGCCAUUGAUGUGGACAUACUGUUGAUCACCGGGAUGAGAGAUGAGGCUCCAGUUGCAGCUCUGUCACAUCUGGUGCCAGACAGCAGAGUGCUCGAAGUCCGUGUCAGAUCAAGAGAGGAGACACGGCGGGCUCGUGGAUGUUGUCAAAUCGGUGAUGGGGUUGUUGAUCAGCUGGUGCUCGAAUCUCAUCUUUUACAACGACACGCCUGGAACCAGGAUCUGCAGCAACUGGCCAACAUGGUGCGUUCGGUACCCGACUUCCCACGCUCAGGUAUCGAGUUUCGCCACCUGCUCGACAUCUCCCAGCAGCCGGGAGGAUUGAAGCUGUGUGUGUCUCUGUUUCGGAGCCACUUCGCCGGUGACUGGAACAAGAUCGAAGCAGUGGUUUGUUGCGAGGCUGGAGGCUUCAUCUUUGCAUCGGCGCUGGCGUCAGAGAUAAAUUUGCCCCUGGUUCUGAUUCGUGAAGCCGGCAAGCUCCCGCCGCCUGUUGUUUCUGUUGUCAAGAGGCCAUCGCACAUUUCGCAUUCGGCAUCCAACGGUUCAAGAGAGAAGAAGAUGGAGAUGGAGCGUGAUGUGAUUCGCAGAGGCGCAUCUGUGCUAGUCGUGGACGAUGUUCUUGCCACGGGUGAGACGCUCUGUGCGGUUGUGCAGCUGCUGGCUGAAGCUGGGGUCAGCGCUGAUCAAAUCAGUGUCAUGGUCGUGGCUGAAUUUCCUGCUCAUCGUGGCCGGGAAUUGAUGCGCAGUUGUGGUUUUGGAAGACUCCCACUUGUUACAGUCAAAAAGUACCUGUACCUACAUCUGGGCUGGAUCAAAAUUUGGCCCGAGCAAGCCACUGCAAGGCUUCAAGUUAUUUCCAAGAGGCAACCUUCGACAAGUUCCAUCAUCCCCAAUACAGCACGUCUAAAUCAAGCCUCUCUUACGCAGCUCUUCACCAUGGGUUCUACCUCACAACCAUCGCAAUCAAGGCCUCCCCUAGAGACCUUGUCUAUCAAGCAGCUUAUUCGGUCGCAUCCCCGGGACAAGCUUCUGGUUCGCCCUCUGGAGUGGACCGGCCGCCAUCUUGAGGUGCUGCAAUGUUCCUUCGAGGACUCCCCACCCCCUUCACCUUCACAAGAACACCUGGACGAAGUGGACAGAAUUCCUGCCAAAGAGUCUAUGUAUACCAUGAAAAAUAUGGCUGCAGGUGACGUCUGGCAAAGCCGCGAAGCUUCCAUCAGAUACAUUGUCGGUUCUGAUGAUUGCCCACUGAGGCCCUACGGGACAGCAAUUGAAUUCCAUUUUGAUGGCCGUUGCGUCAGCAGCCUCCCCUGUCAAGCUUUCACCAACAGGUAUGGUAAUAAGGCUGCCUUUGAGAAGGGCAUGGCGCCAGUCGCCUUGGUCUCCAUCGAUUGCGAGUAUAUCAAAUCCCUUCGCUUUUGGCAGAUGUUACCUAGACGCCACAGCAAGCAAGCAAUGGGAAUACACGAACGCCAUAUAAAAAGAGUUACGCCACCUAAUCGUCUGCAUGAUCCAUACGAAGUAGCCCUCCUGUUGGCAGUUGCAUAUAAUCAACGGUACCGGACAACAUCUUCGAUAUGGUCCAGAGCUACUUUUUGGCCACAGGUGAUAUUGACAGAUCGUGAGGAUGAAUACGUCCACCUCUUUGCCGCACAUAUUUCGUCCAAUUACCUCAACAAAUUUGACUUCAUUUCCCGCCGGCCUGCCAAGUCGGCGCAGCAACCGUUGUUGAUUCACCAUAUCCCCGUGCCGCUAAAGCCAUAUAAGACUUUCCGCCGACGCUUACUCCCAAUCCUGCUUCAUCCAGCUGAUUACUACAAGGGAGGCUAGCCAACAAAUAAGGGGUUAGGUAGAUUAUUAGUAUUACUUUGUAAAACUGCAUAAUAUUUCCAAUAGUUAUAGAGCAAACCUCAACAGCUCUGUCCCUGCAGAUCUCAUCGAUUGUAUAUAUAUAAGACGUCUCGCCACGGCUUUUGAUAGCUAGAUAACCACAAG